AUGCCGCGCAAACACAGACCAAGGGAUACCAAGAUUUACGUCCCGGCCUCUCCGGCACCGCAACCUCCCGGCUCGCCGUCCGAUGGGCCCUCAGAGUCCGGCCCAAGUCUCGAGGUGCUCCUCAUGGCGCAGCAGAUCGCGCACCAGCGCGGACACACGUUCGACAUCGAGUCCUUCCUGACCCCAGAGCAGAGGGUGGAGUACGCCGCGAUCCAGGGCGAGGAGCCGCCAGACGUGCCCUCUGGCUCGACGUCUGAACGAUCGGGCGAAGCGUCCGGGAUGUCCGGCGUGUCCGGAGCGUCUGGCGUGUCGGGGGAAGGCCACUCGAACUCAGGGGAAGGCAGCGAGGAAGGCGGAGCAGGCAGUGAGGGGGGAAUAGGGACACGAGAGAGAGAAGACGAGGACGUUAUCGGCACCCCGCCAGCGAAGCGGAUCAAGCUCGGCCCCAACACGCCCCUCUCGCAAGUAUACUGGAAGCAGCGCCUCGACCGGCUUGCGCGCGUGCGCUCGCGCUCCUUCUCCCCCUCCUCCUCGCCCUCAGCCUCGGUCCACCCCCACCUCCCGGGACAUCCGUCACACCUGCCCCCGCCCUCGCCCGCGCGGUCCCGCGAGGCCUCGCCCUCCCCCUGGGCUCGUCGAGAACUGAGAGACACCCCCGUGCACCUCCGCAAGCUCGCGCCCGUCACCGAGGCGGACAAGGUCGACAUUGCCGCUUCAGCAAGCUACUGGAACCACCUCCUGUGCCAGGCGCGUGCGGCCCGCGGGCCGCAGUACGACUACAACACGCGCCAGCUGUUGUUCGACCGCCAGUCCGAGGCGUACUACACCCAAGGCCGGCCGCCGAGGGAAGACACGCCGCCGCCGGAGCCGGCCCCCGAGGCUCCUUCCUCUGCCGCUUCCGCCUCCGCGUCUGCUGGUGAGGGUGGUAAGGACCGACCCGCCAGCAAGGAUGGUUCCCAGGCGGAGAAGAAGGACGCCGGGAAGGACAAGGGAGAGGAGAAGAAGGAUAAAGGACCACCCACACCGAAACCGAAUGGGGAACAGCAACCAAACGGCACGCCCAAGAGCCAGCCGCCCCCAAGCCCGGGGCCGCCGCAUGCCCGGCUUGCUGCUGCCCAGGCGGCGCAGGCGAAUGUGCAGGCGCAGGCGCUCGCUCUUGGUGGAGUUGGGCCAGGACAGGAGUCACCUGGAGGACCUGGCGGACCCGGGGGACCAGGCGGACCAGGGGGCAUGCCGCCUGGCAUGAACCCCGGCAUGAACCCCGGCAUGAUGAUGCCGCAGGGCGUGAACCCGAUGGCGCUCAUGGGCGGCGGGCCGCCGCCGCAGGGUCCCAUGGUCGGAGGGGGACAGGGGCCAAUGCUCGGCGGAGGGUGGCAGGAUAGUUAA
Molecule: messenger RNA, 1386 nt
Organism: Trichosporon asahii var. asahii CBS 2479
Lineage: Eukaryota; Fungi; Basidiomycota; Tremellomycetes; Trichosporonales; Trichosporonaceae
Exons: 1
Coding region: 1-1386 (461 amino acids)
Source: RefSeq, a predicted model, not a curated record